UUUAAGUACAGGGGGCGUCUUACCUUAGGUUACUGUACAUUUCCUGCAGAAAAGUACAAAGGAAACGGUGGUGUGAACUUAUAGGGCGUUUGAUCUCACAUAACCAAGUGCUGCAAUGGGACAAACAUCUCUUCAAUGGGUUAUCUUUCUGACCUCACUGCUGUGCUGCACAACAAAUCAAGCCUCUCUGUCUGUGAGUCCCAGCUGCUCUCAGCAUUUUGAAGGAGAGUUUAUCUCUCUGAGCUGUAAGGAGGAUGACAGCUCUGCUGGAUGGACGCUGAGGAGGAACACAACCAGAGAAACCAGGACUCAGUGUGGAGCUGACUGGGGAAGAUCAGCUGCUUCUUCCUGUAACAUCAGCUACUUCGACCCAUUGGACAGUGGAGUGUACUGGUGUGAGUCCAGAGAGGGAGCAACCAGUAACACCAUCGACCUCACUGUCCCUGGUGGACCAGUGAUCCUGCAGAGUCCUGUCCUCCCUGUGAUGGAGGGACAUGAUGUCACUCUGCACUGUAAAACAGAGACCCCUUCCUCCAACCUCCCAGCUGGUUUCUAUAAAGAUGGCUCCCUCAUCAGGACUGAGCCUACAGGUCACAUGACCAUCCACCAUGUGUCCAAGUCUGAUGAAGGCCUCUACAAGUGUAACAUCAGCGGUCGUGGAGAGUCUCCAUCCAGCUGGAUCUCUGUCACAGAUAAACCUACAACCACAGCCCCGCCCACAUCUGGAGCUCCACCCCCUGCCUUAGGUCCCCUCCAGCUUGUAUUCAGACUGGUCUGCUACCUAUUGGUGUUUGCCUGUGCUACAUCUCCACUUUCCACUGCAUUUAUGUCAAGACAGGCCCACAGCCCUGGUUCUGUAAAUGGAAAACACGGAAGGUGGUGUGGAUCUUCCCCACAACACUGUUACAGUCAAUCAGCAGCAGGUGGCGUGAGUGCUCGUGCACAGGUGUGAUGGGAGGGGGCAAUCGGAGUUCAAAACACUGGCACAUUCGAACAUGCUGGACUCCAGGCACCGUGAAGAAGGAGAGAUGUUUGAGAAACAGCCAAAGAGGAAAAGGUCGGAUGAGUAUAAUUAGAGAAGAAAGGCAACAGCGAAGGUGUUUCAAAGAUGGAGAAAAUUUUGAGAAGUUUGGGGGGCGGAGCUAUUGUGAGAGCACCGCAGAGAGAGGUGUAUUUGUUUGGCUGUUGAGUUCAAAUAUUAACAAUCUUUCUGCAGAAUCACUUACUCUCCCUUUAAUAAAUCAAUCAAUGUACAAUCUAUUGCAAAAUGCAUCGUUACAGUUAGUGUUGAUUGUUGUUAUUUAUAAUGUAGUAGUGUUGAUACUUUUGCCUCUUUGUUUAUCUAAAUGUUAUUAUCAACUCCCCUGACAGUAACAGCACAUCCUCAACAGAAAAAGGUUGAUAGUUUAAGCAACUUAGACACUGAGAAGACAGAGGUAUAUUUAGUGAGGGUUUAUAAAAACGAACAGGUGCAUCUUACAGGUGAGGUGAGGGGAGGUUGGCAGUGCAAAAACAUAACAGAGUAAUCCAAAUGGUGAUCAAGAUCAUGAUUUUAACUAACACUAUGACCUUUUUCCUAAACCUUAGUUUAGGUAACGUACUUAAGGUCUGUUAAGCCUGUCG
Molecule: messenger RNA, 1623 nt
Organism: Micropterus salmoides (largemouth bass)
Lineage: Eukaryota; Metazoa; Chordata; Actinopteri; Centrarchiformes; Centrarchidae
Product: Fc receptor-like protein 5
Exons: 6
Coding region: 116-952 (278 amino acids)
Biological process (GO): cell surface receptor signaling pathway
Molecular function (GO): transmembrane signaling receptor activity
Source: RefSeq, a predicted model, not a curated record